Lonchura striata (white-rumped munia) is the source of this 2348-nucleotide messenger RNA. RefSeq names its product vasoactive intestinal peptide receptor 2 (gene VIPR2). NCBI's taxonomy places the organism in Eukaryota, Metazoa, Chordata, Aves, Passeriformes, Estrildidae. Gene Ontology annotation, cellular component: plasma membrane. The record is from RefSeq and is a predicted model, not a curated record. Gene Ontology annotation, molecular function: vasoactive intestinal polypeptide receptor activity; G protein-coupled peptide receptor activity; peptide hormone binding. Gene Ontology annotation, biological process: cell surface receptor signaling pathway; adenylate cyclase-modulating G protein-coupled receptor signaling pathway.
GCCGGCAGCGGCGGGGGAGCCGGCAGCGGCCCCGGGCCCUAUGGUGCCGGGCGGGACCCGGAGCCCGCUCCCCGCCUUCCACCGGGGCCCGCGGGGCGCCUGCGAGCGGGCACCAGGCGGGCAUGAGGACCCUGCCCGUCCUCCUGCUCUCGCUCUGCUGGAGCCUGGUGAAUGGUGUCCAUCCAGAAUGCAGAUUUCAGCUGGAGAUUCACAAAGAGGAAACCAGGUGCAUGGAACUUCUAAAGAAUGCAAAGCCAGUGGACUACAAGGGUUGUGUUGGAAUUUGGGAUAAUAUCACCUGUUGGCGUCCUGCGAAGAUUGGAGAGACUGUCACUGUCCCUUGUCCAAAAGUAUUUAGCCUUUUUUCUGGAAAACCAGGAAACAUUAGCAAAAAUUGUACGAGCAAUGGAUGGUCGGAUAUAUUUCCUGACAUCUUAAGUACGUGUGGAUAUAAUGACUACGAAGACGAUUAUAAGGUCAACUUCUAUGUAAGGGUGAAAGCAAUUUAUACCCUUGGACACAGCGUAUCUCUGAUUGCUCUUACAACAGGAAGCAUAAUUCUUUGCCUUUUCAGAAAACUUCAUUGUACUCGGAAUUACAUCCAUCUGAACCUGUUCCUCUCUUUCAUUCUAAGAGCAAUCUCUGUUCUAGUCAAGGAUGAUAUUCUCUAUUCCAGCUCCAACACGGCUCACUGUCCAGAGGAUCAAACCUCAUGGGUGGGCUGCAAGGCAAUUCUGGUGUUUUUUCAGUAUGGUGUUAUGGCAAACUUUUACUGGCUCUUAGUGGAAGGACUUUACCUCCACAUCCUCCUUGUACUGAUAUUCUCCCCCAACAGACACUUCACGAUCUACCUGCUGAUAGGAUGGGGAAUCCCUACAAUAUUCAUUAUCACAUGGACAGUGACACGGAUCAUUCUAGAGGACACUGGCUGCUGGGAUACAAAUGAGCAUGGUGGUCCCUGGUGGGUUAUACGAAUACCAAUUUUAAUUUCUAUUAUAGUGAAUUUUAUACUUUUCAUUAGCAUUAUAAGAAUCUUACUGCAGAAGUUAAGAUCUCCAGAUGUUGGAGGAAAUGACCAGUCACAGUACAAGAGACUUGCAAAAUCCACGUUGCUGCUUAUUCCUUUAUUUGGAGUUCACUACACAGUGUUUGCUCUGUUUCCUGACCGCAGUUCCAACAAUUAUAUAAUAAUCUUUGAGUUGUGUUUGGGAUCUUUUCAGGGGCUGAUUGUUGCAGUCCUGUAUUGUUUUUUGAACAGUGAAGUGCAGGGGGAGCUGAAAAGAAAGUGGCGGAGUCUGUGCUGGAAGCAGACAGCAGGCAGAGAUUACAGACUCCACAGCUCCUCCAUUUCCCGAAAUGGGUCAGAAAGUGUUUCCCAGCUCCACAGGAAUUCAAGAGCUCACUCAUUUAUGCAGACAGAGACCACCAUGAUAUAAAUGAGCUGGGUCCUCAAAAUAAUGAAAAACUGUGGGAUAUAUCAUUCAUUAUGCAGCUUGAUGUGACAUUUUAUAAUGUGUACAGUUUAGUGCUUUGCUUUUCUACCUGUUGGUAUUUGGGGAAUUGGUUUGUGCAGCCAACCUAUUAAUAACAGAGAAGCCUGCUCCAUGGAUAAUUUCUUUUGUUCAAAUGGUAUUCAUAUUAAUUCUGAUGUUCUCUUGCAGUUUAUUAGCUGUAACAAUUCAAAAAUUCAUUUUCCAUAAAGGUCCCUUUACCUUCCAAAAUGGCUACAAGAUCCAUGCAGGGUAUCCUCAAUGCAGAUUUCUUUGGCACAUGUAAGGGUUAAGAUGGGAAGCAAGAAAAUCUCUUACACUUUAUUUAUACUUAAUGAGACAUUGCCUUAAGGAUUAGGAAAUUCUUUUCUAAUUAUGGAAAAUAAAAAAUAAAACAAAACGAAGACCAUAAUUAACCACACUGGGAGUUCAGUGUGCUAAUCCAAGAAAUCAUUAACAUGAUUUACACAGAGGGAAAAAGGUAGUAUUUUUAGGCUAAUGGUGUAAAUUUCAGAGGUUACUUUCUACAGAGUUUGAUUCCAAUCCUGUUAUUACUUUCAAAAGUGCCUGGUUUUAUGUUUGGUGCAGAGUGUAUGGCUACCUUUACAGGCCAUACAGAGAAAACUACUAUAUUACUUUUGAAUAUAGUAGUUCUCAGUUGUUCUCUUCUGUUUAAAGUCAGAGAUUUGUGAUUUUUCAUGAAGGAAUUUUCUGUAGAGGUAUGUUCUAUUGCUAAAGCAGCCUGGCAUAGGAUAAACAGCCUUGGAUAGCUCAUUACACAUUGAAAACACCAUUUUUUUACAGUAUUAUCAUUGAAAUCUGUCUCUAUCAACUACAUAUUUGAUUGCAAAACACAAA